Molecule: messenger RNA, 1242 nt
Organism: Arachis ipaensis
Lineage: Eukaryota; Viridiplantae; Streptophyta; Magnoliopsida; Fabales; Fabaceae
Source: RefSeq, a predicted model, not a curated record
GCCUCACCUCGUCACUCUCUCCCCUCACCUCGUCUCCGGUCCGUCACUUUUCUCUCGGUCUCGGACUCAUCUCAGACUGAAGCUCGUCGUCACGGUCUCGCACUCUGUCGCGCCUUCCCUGCGCUCGCUUCGUCAGCGGCAGAAGCAGACGGAACCAGCAUCUGGUCCCUCUGGCGGUGGUGGUGGUCGUCUUGUUUCGGCCGUUAGUUCAGUUGGUCAACUUCCUCCACCGUCAGUCCCAGUGUGUGUGCAUCAUAGCUUAGUAUAUCUCAUUGCAUCUUGAGUUCGGAGAGAAGAGAUGGCUGGGCAAUCAGAUCCUGAGCUUUCACUGUUUUCAGCAGAGGAGCUUGAGUUCAUUGCUGAGGAUGAGAUUGUGGACAUUGUGCCCAAUCUCAAGAUGGGUCCUCUUAAUUUCAUCUCUGGAGAUUUUGGCCCGUUCAUCCCACAGAUUGUUGCCCAAGUACCGCUUUGGCUGGCUGUUGCAUUAAAAAAGAGGGGCAAGUGCUCCAUUUGCCCUCCUCAAUGGAUGUCUGUUGAGAAGUUGACUCAAGUUUUGGAAGCUGAGCGAAACUCGCAAGAGAUGUCAGAGCAACUGCCAUUUCACUAUGUAGAAAUUUCUAGACUUCUGUUUGACCAUGCAAAUGAUGACAUUUCGGAUGCAUAUAUGGUGAGAUCUCUAAUUGAGGACAUCAGAGAUGUACGAUUUCAUAAGGUUGAAACUGACCUGGAGGCAUUCAAUGGUCGCACAAUUGCUGUUAAGAAACCAACUGCAAGCAUACAAGCAAGACAAUUUGUUGCCUUCUAGUAGAGCCGUUUAAUUGACUCUGCAGGUAAAAGAUAAUGAUAUAGUAGAAUAUAGAGAGAAUGGGUUCUCACUUUCCUACACUUAAAUUACAAUUGUUGCAUUGAGAAUUGCAUGCAUUCCUACACUUGUUUGUUCUCAUACUGAGUUAAAUCCCAAAGUAGUCUUUGAGAUUCACCGCAUGCACUAAAAUAGUCUCCGAGAUUCCAAUUGCGCCAAUUAUAUCCCUGAGAUCGAUAAAAGUGUGCCACGUUAGUCUCUAAUGGCGUGAUGAGUCAGUUGAUGGAAAAGGGCUGAAGGACUAACAUGGUGCACUUUUGCUAAUCUUAGAAACAUAAAUUGGAGCGAUUAGGAUCUCGAGGACUAUUUUAUAGUGCACACAACCAAUCUAAGCAGGGGCGGAGCCUCUCAUGUCUCAAGGGGGCCAAUGGGCAAUGGCC